Molecule: messenger RNA, 1791 nt
Organism: Dictyostelium discoideum AX4
Lineage: Eukaryota; Evosea; Eumycetozoa; Dictyosteliales; Dictyosteliaceae
Exons: 1
Coding region: 1-1791 (596 amino acids)
Biological process (GO): regulation of transcription by RNA polymerase II
Cellular component (GO): membrane
Source: RefSeq, a predicted model, not a curated record
AUGAAAGAAGAUAAAAUAAAUAGAGUUUUAAAUUGCAAUUAUAAAGAGUUUUUAGAAAUAUAUAAAGAUGAAAGUAGUCAAAAUGAUUAUCAUUUAAAAAGAGGCGAUAUAAAUAUAAAAUUUACAAAUUGGGCACAACAGACAACAACAUCAUCAUCAUCAUCAUUAUCAACUACAACACAAACUGUGAAUGAAGAAAGAACUAUUAUAUUUCAAGCACCAAUAAAUGCACCACAAUCUGUAUUAAAAAUUAUUGGAAAAAAUGCAACUACAAUCAAUGAAAAACAAAAGUUAUCAAUUAAUCAUAAACAAUCAAGUAUACAUAUUCAAACUUUCUAUCAACCAGAUAUUAUGGGUGAAUAUUUUAGUGUUGAAACUGAAUGGUUUCUUAACACAAUCGACAAUGAAAAAUGUUCAUUAGAACUUUCAAUUCGUGUAACUUUUAAUAUGACAUUUGUUGGUAACCUCUUUGAAGUUUUCAUUAUUAAAGCUGCUUCAGAAUCUGCUCUUCAAUAUGUUGAUAUUGUUGAAGAGUUUUUAAUGAAAUUAAAUAAAGAAAAACAAUUAAAACAACAACAACAAUUAUUACAACAGCAACAACAACAACAAAAAUUAAAAUUACAACAACAACAACAACAACAACAACAACAACAACAACAACAACAACUACAACAACUACAACAACUACAACAACAACAUAAAAAACAAAAUAAAAAAGGAUUAAAGCAACAAAAUAAAAAUAAAAAUAAAAAUAAUAAUAUUAAUAAUAAUAAUAAUAAUAAUAAUCAAAUAGUUCAAAAGUUACCACAAGAACCAUAUGAAAAUUGGACAGUAGAUUGUAAUGUUGAUCAAGUAAAGAAAGAUUUGAAUGUACAUUUAGAUAAUUUAAAAUUAAAUUCAUUGAAUGCGUCUCAAGGUUUAUUAAAAGUAGAAAUUUCAAUAUCAGAAAUGAAAUCUGAGCAACAAUUACAAAUACAACAAUUACAAUUACAACAGCAACAACACCAACUAUUACAACAGCAACAACAACAACAACAUCAACAACAAAAUGUAAAUAAUUCAUCCUUAAACUCAACAUCAACAAGUGGAGACUCAUCUACAUCAUUUUUAUCACCUUAUAACCUUGGUUUAACUUCAAAUAGAAUAAAUCAUCAACAACAACAACAACAACAACAACAACAACAACAACAACAACAACAACAACAACAACAACAACAACAACAACAACAACAGCAACAAUUACAUAUUUACCAACAGCAACAAUUACAUAUAUACCAACAACAACAACAACAACAACAACAACAACAACAAUAUAAUCAUCAACAAUUACAAAUUUAUCAAAAGCAACAACACCACCACCAACAAUAUCAUAUGCAUAAUCAACAACGGUUACAAAUUGAAGGUAAUAAUAAUAAUAAUAAUAAAAAUAAUAAUAAUAAUAAUAAUAAUAAUAAUAAUAAUAAUAAUAAUAAUAAUAAUAAUAAUAACAAUAAUAAUAUGGAUAUGAAUAUGAACAAUAUAAAUAUAUCAAACAUUUUAACAGAGAUAGAAUAUAAUAAUAGAGCAUUAAAAGAACAAAGAUUGGUUUCUGAAGAAAGGAUUGAGGAAGAGAUUGAAUCAAUCUCUCAAUAUUUCGAUGAUAUGGUGAAGUUACAAGAAGAAAGUAAACCUUGGUUCCCAUCUUUUAUUAAUAUUUCUUCUGUAAUUAUUGCUUUAGCUGUAAUUUUAUCAUUAUUUUCAAAAAGACCUAUAAUUCAAAAACAAUUAUUAAAUCAAAGAAAUAAAAUAUAA